Molecule: messenger RNA, 1134 nt
Organism: Mucor velutinosus
Lineage: Eukaryota; Fungi; Mucoromycota; Mucoromycetes; Mucorales; Mucoraceae
Exons: 5
Coding region: 1-1134 (377 amino acids)
Biological process (GO): protein ubiquitination
Molecular function (GO): protein binding
Source: RefSeq, a predicted model, not a curated record
AUGACGGAAAACUCGAGCGUCUUUGGCCUUCGACACCAGGCGAGAUGCUUGACACCAGUAACCAGUAGCACCGAGCAAAGUAAGUUUCUGGCAGGCACAGUCGGUGCAAAAGACAACGUGGUGUGUCUACUGGAAUAUGACGACGAUGAUACCAUGAUUACACCUACCAUGUAUAAUCACCCUGAAGAAGUGUGGGAUAUUGUCUCUUGCCCAACAGACCAAGAUUUGCUGUUCACAUGCCAUAGCCCUGUCUCUGGAAAUCCACUCAACAGGAAAGCAACAUUGUGGAGAAAACCAGCAAUGACAAAGGAUGACGGCGGCAGAGAUCAUCGCCACAACCUCACUUCAUUAGUGACAUUAGAGCAAGAGGGCAUCAAAAAAGUGCUAUGGGAUCCAAAAGAACAGAGCCAGCAAAUCAUCUCAAUAGACGCCAACAAAAUAUACCUCGCAUCAAUACACAAUGGCGAAUGUCAGACCUCGCUCACCAUGGAUGUGUCUCCCACAUUCUCAACAGACACCAAUUCACCCUCACUACGACAACUUCAAAAUGCUGUUUGGAACCCACACCAACCCGAGAUCAUCACUGUAGGCGAUCGCACAUUAUCAGGGUGGGAUUUGAGGUCGGGCAAGAGCAGUUUUAGUAGAGCUGAUACACACAAGAGCACUAUUCGAGCCGUGGACUAUAAUCCCAAUAAGCCCUAUUGCGUGGUGACAGGCGGUGAUGAUGCCAUGGUGAAUAUCUGGGAUGUCAGACAAUUGUCGCAACCGAUGAUGGUAGUGGAGGGACAUUCGCAUUGGGUGUGGUCUGUGGCAUUCAAUCAUUUGCAAGAUCAAUUGCUACUGACGUCGGGUUCUGAUACGUUGGUCAAUUUACACAAUGUGGUGUCCGUGUCGUCGGCUUCCUACUUGGAUAGCUCGAGUGAGGAUGAGGAUGAGGAUGCACAGAGAGACGAUAGAAGCACUGAGAAGCCCACAGACGGCUUGAUUUGCACAUACGAUCAGCAUGAAGAUAGCGUUUACAAAGUAGCAUGGAGCCCAGCAGAUACGUGGACCUUUGCCUCGAUAUCGUAUGCCGGAAGAGUGGUCAUUAGCCAAGUACCUACGAAUGAGAAAUUCAAGAUUUUGGGUGUGUAA